AUGGGCCAACAAUCCGACCGUUCCCACGCCGCUGGAGCAGGGUCUGUUAUGCCGGCCGCCAGCUUCGUGGCGCUCGCGCAUCUUGAUUGUGGGAGUCUUGAUUGUGGGAGUCUUGAUUGUGGGAGUCUUGAUUGUGGGAGUCUUGAUUGUGGGAGUCUUGAUUGUGGGAGUCUUGAUUGUGGGAGUCUUGAUUGUGGGAGUCUUGAUUGUGGGAGUCUUGAUUGUGGGAGUCUUGAUUGUGGGAGUCUUGAUUGUGGGAGUCUUGAUUGUGGGAGUCUUGAUUGUGGGAGUCUUGAUUGUGGGAGUCUUGAUUGUGGGAGUCUUGAUUGUGGGAGUCUUGAUUGUGGGAGUCUUGAUUGUGGGAGUCUUGAUUGUGGGAGUCUUGAUUGUGGGAGUCUUGAUUGUGGGAGUCUUGAUUGUGGGAGUCUUGAUUGUGGGAGUCUUGAUUGUGGGAGUCUUGAUUGUGGGAGUCUUGAUUGUGGGAGUCUUGAUUGUGGGAGUCUUGAUUGUGGGAGUCUUGAUUGUGGGAGUCUUGAUUGUGGGAGUCUUGAUUGUGGGAGUCUUGAUUGUGGGGGUCUUGAUUGUGGGGGUCUUGAUUGUGGGGGUCUUGAUUGUGGGGGUCUUGAUUGUGGGGGUCUUGAUUGUGGGGGUCUUGAUUGUGGGGGUCUUGAUUGUGGGGGUCUUGAUUGUGGGGGUCUUGAUUGUGGGGGUCUUGAUUGUGGGGGUCUUGAUUGUGGGGGUCUUGAUUGUGGGGGUCUUGAUUGUGGGGGUCUUGAUUGUGGGGGUCUUGAUUGUGGGGGUCUUGAUUGUGGGGGUCUUGAUUGUGGGGGUCUUGAUUGUGGGGGUCUUGAUUGUGGGGGUCUUGAUUGUGGGGGUCUUGAUUGUGGGAUGGGAGUCUCGAUUGUGGGAUGGGAGUCUCGAUUGUGGGAUGGGAGUCUCGAUUGUCUGGUUGAAGAAACUGAAGAAAUCACUUCACCACCACCACCACCACCACCACCACCACCACCACCACCACACGAUUACGAGUCCGAAAAGAGCCAGACGAAAUGGACAACAAUUGUGUUCCAUUGGAUUACAGGAUGA
Molecule: messenger RNA, 1083 nt
Organism: Schistocerca piceifrons (Central American locust)
Lineage: Eukaryota; Metazoa; Arthropoda; Insecta; Orthoptera; Acrididae
Product: keratin-associated protein 5-4-like
Exons: 3
Coding region: 1-1083 (360 amino acids)
Source: RefSeq, a predicted model, not a curated record